GUCGUAGGCUGUUAUACAAUGCACGUGAGAGUUUCACUCGUGAUUCUGGUCAUUUUUUGGACCGAUUCUACCUGUCCAAUGCAAUGCUUUCCGAGAUGCCGCACGAUCUACUCUAUCACGGAUUUUGUUAACACAAGAGAUCAUAUAUGGACAUACAAAAUCAGCAAACAAACAGUCAUCCGAUGCCAGUACAACAAAAUGCGUUCUAUAAGCCUAGAACACUAUAUUUACAACAGAACCUUCUGGUACCGUGAACAAAGGAAAAGCAUUCGCUUGCGAGGAGAUUUCGAUGCACAACGCAAGAACCGGAUGGAUGUGAGAAGCAUAGAAACAUUGAUAUAUCUGGCUAAUAAUACGGCAUGUGGAGUUGUGAGGAUCGAGCCCGCAAGAAAUGGAACGACUUAUUACGAGCUUCGUGUCAAGAACGCAUACAUUGGAGCCAUGCCUGAUCGAAAAUGUACGAGUCGCUUCCGCCGUGUCGCUAAUUUUGAAAUGCUUACUUACAGUCCGGACUGUCACCAUCUACUAGGGCUACGCCACUGAAUGCAUCACGAAGUACGUUGGACCACAACUGCUCGAUUAAAAAGAACAGGUGCGGCCUAAUGCGUGCCCCGAAAACAACGGGCGCAGCCUAUAGUUGAGUGCGUUGCCGCUACGGUGUCGCAGUACGGGUCGCACUAAGGUGGUUUAAAGAAAAUAUGAGUGUCCUUGUUUUGCGGGUUUUCUUCAGAAGUCUCGAACUCUUGGAAAAUAUCAUCGGCAAUCCGGUCGCCAACACUCCUUCGUACGCUUUACUUUUUUUGGAAAGAAUGAUUUCCUAUUUCAUCAGUUGCCCGUUAAAAGCCAUUCAGUGACAUACAAUAACUUGUGGACGCCGACGUUGACAUCCUUUCUUGUCGUUUAAUGGUACUAUGAAACGCAGCGGCUCCUCGGCAUGGCGGACAUAUAGCGUCUCACGGACGUCACAGCUGUAGUUUUUUGUUUAAUUUUUCUUCUAAAAGUGCAUGGCUGUACGUCUACUAGCGCCAACGCGGAUGAAAUUGCAAACACAGCGUUCCCACUUGCGCAUAUGUGUUAAGCGCGACGCAACACGCCGCACUUUGCUUUAAAGGGACACUAAAAGCAAAUACCAAUUUAUGUCAGAGUGAAAGCUCAAUGUAUGACAACUUCUAAAACUGCAAUAUUAUCAACAGCAGUGUCCUACUUACCGAGAAAUUAAGCUAAAUGUAUCACGUGAUGCGCGCCACGAGUGGGACAUUUUCGAAGUGAUACCGAUGACGUAUGAGAGUCUGCCUACAAUAAAUCACUAGUAAUCAAACUAGCAGCAAUAAAAAAAGAACCUUCCGUGCAUCAAAAGACGUAAUAAAAUGAUGUUUGUUCGUUUCCGUUUGAUU
This is a messenger RNA of Rhipicephalus sanguineus (brown dog tick), 1394 nucleotides long. RefSeq lists its product as uncharacterized. The coding region runs from base 19 to 543 and encodes 174 amino acids. The transcript is spliced from 5 exons. NCBI's taxonomy places the organism in Eukaryota, Metazoa, Arthropoda, Arachnida, Ixodida, Ixodidae. The record is from RefSeq and is a predicted model, not a curated record.